Molecule: messenger RNA, 1605 nt
Organism: Fragaria vesca subsp. vesca
Lineage: Eukaryota; Viridiplantae; Streptophyta; Magnoliopsida; Rosales; Rosaceae
Product: protein kinase 2A, chloroplastic-like
Exons: 6
Coding region: 1-1335 (444 amino acids)
Biological process (GO): protein phosphorylation
Molecular function (GO): protein kinase activity; ATP binding
Source: RefSeq, a predicted model, not a curated record
AUGGGAAACUGUUUCGGAGCUCGUGUGAAACAUUACAACAGCCAACCAGUCAGUAAGCAGUCUAGCCCAGCUGAGACAAUGAGAGACAUUAAAGGCAUCAAACUAGAUGGAUUAGAAGUUGGACGUAAAAGAAUGAUGGACUCCAAGAAAGAGAGCAGUGGAAUAGUGAUGCCGACAAGUACUAGAGAUCAUAUGCUUCCAUGUCCGAAUCAAAAACCCUCAGAACCGGAAACUCACCAUAAGCUUCCAUGUCCGAAUCCAAGAACUAUGGGGAGGAUCGUGAAGCCCAACUUGAAAGAGUUUACGUUUGCGGCGUUGAAAAAGGCAACCCGAAACUUCAAAACGGAUACGAUUCUCGGGGAGGGAGGUUUUGGGAGGGUUUUUAAGGGGUGGGUGGACAAGAACACGUACGCGCCGUCCAGGGCAGGCAUCGGCAUGGCCGUCGCCGUCAAGAAGUCUAAGGCGGACAGCUAUCAAGGCAGGAAAAAAUGGGAGGCUGAGGUGAAUUUCUUAGGGAAAUAUUUGCAUCCAAACCUUGUUAAAUUGCUGGGCUAUUGCUGCGAGGAGGAUCAGUUUCUUCUCGUGUAUGAGUACAUGCAGAAAGGAAGCUUGGAAAACCACCUCUUUAGAAAAGGUCAAAAACCACUUUCAUGGCGUAUAAGGCUUAAAAUAGCAAUCGGAGCUGCGAGAGGUCUUGCAUUCUUGCACACUUCAGAAAAAGUGAUUUACCGCGACUUCAAGGCCUCCAAUAUUUUGUUGGAUCAGGAUUACAAUGCAAAACUUUCAGAUUUCGGGUUGGCAAAGCUCGGACCAUCAAAUGAAAACUCGCAUGUAACAACAAGUAUUAUUGGUACAUAUGGUUACGCAGCUCCGGAAUAUGUUGCAACUGGGCAUUUGUACGUAAAGAGCGAUGUGUACGGUUUCAGCGUUGUGUUACUGGAGAUGUUGACCGGACGGCGAGCCCUCGACACUAACAGACCGGCCGAUGAGCACAAUUUGGUGGACUGGGCGAGGCCUUCUCUUCUUAAGAAUAAAGAUGUGAAGCAGAUGAUGGAUCCAAAGCUUGGAGAUCAGUAUAAUAUAAAAGGUGCAUACCAAGCAGCUGAGCUUAUUCACCAGUGCCUGGAAUCUGAUCCAAAAGACAGGCCAUCCAUGGAAGAAGUUCUGGUACUUCUGGAGAGGAUCAAUGCCAUUCAGGACAAACCUAAAGGUACAAAACUUAAUGACAGAAGGCAAGAAGAAAGUUCAGCACGCCAAAAAUAUUAUAACUACAAGUCUCCAAUUCACCAAAGGAACGUUGGCAAUGGAGUAACUUAUCAAGCUCGGCCACACUAGCUAGUAAUUCAUUGAAAUAGACAUUGUAGUUUUGGGCAAGUGUCGAUGUUCAUCGAGCAGGUGUAGAUGAGUUUUGAAUCAAUAAUACCACUGCGGUGAAGAUAGAUUCUUGCAAUUUCUGUCCAAAAUUUGUUGCUAGCUGCAGCACUCUGUAUAGUAUUGCUUUGGAUUGUAUUGUUGUUCAACUUGGAGAUAGAUGCUAUACUUUGUUAUAUAGCCUUCAUUGUGAUUUUAUUAAGAUAACACGUAUAAAACUCGUACUUCUCGAUC